Molecule: messenger RNA, 1367 nt
Organism: Vigna radiata var. radiata (mung bean)
Lineage: Eukaryota; Viridiplantae; Streptophyta; Magnoliopsida; Fabales; Fabaceae
Product: serine acetyltransferase 1, chloroplastic-like
Exons: 1
Coding region: 213-1265 (350 amino acids)
Cellular component (GO): cytosol; cytoplasm
Molecular function (GO): L-serine O-acetyltransferase activity
Source: RefSeq, a predicted model, not a curated record
AAGCUGAAGAACACCAAAAUCUAUCUUUGACCAAUCCACCAAUGAUUCAAAUACUUUUUAUUUUUGUUAUCUCUCUCUUCAAAGUUCAUCAUUCAGUGAAAUUGGGAUGUGGAAUCUGCUCUUCUGAACCUUAAAGCUUCAGCUUUUCUUCAAGUCACAGAUCACAAUCACAUAACAUUUUCCAUCAAACUAUUCAAUUUUGCCUCAAAAUCAUGUUGAGAAGGCACUCCCUUCUGAGUUCAACACCAAAACAAGUGUCCCUCUUUUUUGUCAGCCAUUUCCAUUCCACCCUUUUCACUCCAUCACCAAAACAAGUGUUCCAAACCCAUCAUCGUUGGUGGGGUUACCCCAAAAGCUUCAAACCAAGUUUCAACUCCUCCUCACCCUUUUGCAGACACAAAGCCAGCACCUUGCACAGUGGUUCCUCUGUAGAACAAAUUGAAGAUGUUGAAGUUGCUGAUGUCUGGAUGAAAAUGAAGGAUGAAGCAAGAUUUGAUGUCACUGUGGAACCCAUCUUGUCAGGUUACUACAACACUUCCAUUCUCUCUCACAAAUCAUUAGAAACGGCGUUGGCCAAUCACCUUGCCGUCAAACUCAGCAAUGCAUCCCUUCCUUGCAGCACCCUUUCUGAUCUUUUUGUCACGGUUUUGGAAACUGACGAAGCCAUCAUGGCUGCUGUGAAGAGUGAUCUGAUUGCAGUUAAGGAGAGAGACCCGGCAUGCCUGAACCUCGUGCACUGCUUCUUGAAUUUCAAAGGCUUUCUGGCGUGUCAAGCUCACAGGGUGGCUCACAAACUGUGGCUGCAGAGAAGGAAGGUUCUUGCUGUGAUGAUUCAGAACCGGGUUUCUGAGGUUUUUGCGGUGGAUAUUCAUCCGGGGGCUAAGAUUGGAAGUGGGAUUUUGCUGGAUCAUGCAACUGGGAUUGUGGUGGGAGAGACGGCUGUGAUAGGGAACAAUGUGUCAAUUCUGCAUAGUGUGACAUUGGGAGGGACUGGUAAGAUUUCUGGAGACAGGCACCCAAAAAUUGGUGAUGGGGUUCUGAUAGGUGCUGGAACUUGUAUUUUGGGGAAUAUUAAGGUUGGUGAAGGGGCAAAGAUUGGUGCUGGUUCUGUUGUCAUCAAGGAUGUUCCUCCAAGGACUACAGUUGUUGGUAACCCAGCCAAGCUGGUAGGAGGAAAGAACAACCCUGUUAAGUUGGAUAAGAUUCCCAGCUUAACCAUGGACCAUACUUCUCAUAUUUCUGAUUUCUAUGAUUAUUGUGUUUAGACCUUCAAGUGUAAUGUAGUGUAUUCCUCAAGCAUGUUUUGGAAUUUUGUGUUUAGAAUUUUAGGUGAAGUGAUUAUGAUUGAUUGGGGUGGCUCUUGUUAA